Molecule: messenger RNA, 900 nt
Organism: Botrytis porri
Lineage: Eukaryota; Fungi; Ascomycota; Leotiomycetes; Helotiales; Sclerotiniaceae
Exons: 5
Coding region: 1-900 (299 amino acids)
Molecular function (GO): oxidoreductase activity, acting on paired donors, with incorporation or reduction of molecular oxygen; heme binding; monooxygenase activity
Source: RefSeq, a predicted model, not a curated record
AUGGUUUCGACCAUCUUACUUUCUACCACUGUGGUCGUAAGUGCUUUUGUAUUUUACCAAUAUCGAAUUCUACAGCGACGAAUCGAGGAAGCCAAAAAAUCGCGGUUUAAAUAUGUUAUUUCUCAACUUCCCAGCAAAUGGACUCAAUUUCCGCAGGGAGGAAUAUACUCUGGACAUGCGAUCCCGAAGUUAUCAUGCAGGUGUCUACCCGACGCAACGAUUUUGUUAAGCCAACUGAAAUGCUUGAUAUGCUCAAUGUUUCGGGCCUACCAUCACCAUGCUGAGGGCGAAGAGCAUCGGGUCUUCAACAAAGUCGCUUCACCAUCCUUCAAUGACAAAAACUUUCAGGCGGUUUGGACAGGUGCUAUUGAGCAAACUGAGAUGAUGACGCAAAAGUGGCUCGAUGAUAGCUCUAUUUCCGAUCUCAAUAGCGAUGCCGCAAAGCUCAUUUUGCAUAUCAUCAGCAAGACGGAGGAUGAUGAGAAACCCGGUCCAGGGCAUACUUUGACUUAUGAACGUGCAAUAAGUAACGUUUUCGAGUACAACAGUACUAUAUUUCUAACCCCUCGACCAAUUCUCAAUUAUUGCCCCUUGAAAAUCCACAAAACCGCAAAGGAAGCAUUCAUAGAAUGGGGAAGAUACAUGGAAGAGAUGCGAGACAGCACCGCCAAACAUCUCCAAACUCAAGAUCUAAAAGAAGAAGGGACUCUCCUCGAACACUUUGUGAAAGACGGUACGCCCGGACUCAGCAGUCCUGACCUGUCGAUCCCUGAGGCUGCGAUCCUCAGUAACAUCUUCAUCUUCAUUCUAGCGGGCCACGAAACGAGCGCAAAUAUCUUCACAUACCCUGUGAUUCUUCUCGCAUGUAGGCCUGAAUUUCAAUCAUCUCUGCAAGAAUAA